Molecule: messenger RNA, 1505 nt
Organism: Acomys russatus (golden spiny mouse)
Lineage: Eukaryota; Metazoa; Chordata; Mammalia; Rodentia; Muridae
Gene: Tnfsf13
Product: TNF superfamily member 13
Exons: 6
Coding region: 666-1391 (241 amino acids)
Biological process (GO): positive regulation of isotype switching to IgA isotypes; immune response
Cellular component (GO): membrane
Molecular function (GO): receptor ligand activity; tumor necrosis factor receptor binding
Source: RefSeq, a predicted model, not a curated record
UUUCGUUUUUCUCUUUGUCCAGGGAGCCUUAUGUAACAACUCUUCUUGGGAAACAGGAAGUCCAGCUUGCCAAGUUCAGCACAGGGAGUAGUGCAGGCCUGGUUCCAAACACACCCGGCCCAGCCUUAACCCCAGCACCCUGCCAGCUUCUUGUCCCUGGUUCUCCCUGCUGACCCCGAAACCCCCUUCUCAUCUCCAGUCACCCCUAACAGACCUCCUUAGAGAUCUUGCCCAUGCCUGAGUCAGAAUGCCCGCCACACUCGCCUUCUAAAACUCAAUGCUGCCCAGCAUAUACCCAUCCCCUGCUCCUGGCACCAUGCCCCAUAACCAACUGACCUUCCCUCCUCCAACUCAGGGGCCGCCCCCGGGCUCCUGAAUGCUGGCCGCUCCUUCUAGGUGUCCUCGGGCCACUCUGUCCUUCCAGGAUAACUGGCACCAGAGUCCCCUGAGGCCGGGGGUAUGUGUGCGCGUGGGGAGCAGGGGCACUGGUAGUACCCCCAGCUUGAUUUCUUCCUCUCUCUUUUUUAUUCUGAAGUUCCUUUUUAUUUCUCCCUUGCGUCACUACGCUCUUCCCUUGGGUGCCUUUGCCUGUAUCCCCACCCCUCCCUCCUACCUCCUGGCCACCUCGCUCCUGAGACCACAGCUGCUGGCAGGGUCCCCAGCUCAUGCCAGCCUCAUCCCCAGGCAACAUGGGGGGCUCAUCACGAGAGCCAGCCCUUUCAGUUGCUCUUUGGCUGAGUUGGGGGGCCAUUCUGGGGGCCGUGACUUGUGCUGCCGCACUACUGAUCCAACAAGCAGAGCUCCAAAGCCUGAGGAAGGAGGUCAGCCGCCUGCAGCAGAGUGGAGGGCCUUCCCAGAGGUGGAGAGACUCUCCGUGGCCGAGCCUCCGGGCACAGAGUCCUGAUGUCCUGGAAGCCUGGGAGGAUGGGGAGAAAUCCCGGAGAAGAAGAGCAGCACUCACCCAGAAUCACAAGAAGAAGCACUCAGUUCUGCAUCUUGUUCCAAUUAACAUCACCUCCAAAGUGGACUCUGAUGUGACGGAGGUGAUGUGGCAACCAGCUCUUAGGCACGGGAGAGCCCUGGAGGCCCGGGGAUACCUUGUCCGGGUCUGGAACGCUGGGAUCUAUCUCCUAUACAGCCAGGUCCUGUUUCAUGAUGUGACUUUCACCAUGGGACAGGUGGUAUCUCGGGAAAGCCAAGGGAGACAGGAGACUCUGUUCCGGUGCAUCCAAAGUAUGCCCUCUGACCCCGACCGUGCCUACAACAGCUGCUACAGCGCAGGUGUCUUCCAUUUACAUCAAGGGGAUAUUAUCACUGUCAAAAUUCCUCGGGCAAACGCAAAACUUAGCCUUUCCCCGCAUGGAACCUUCCUGGGGUUUGUGAAACUGUGACUGUGCUGUAAGAGGGGGUCCUAGGCUGGAAAGCACAGUCGGGUCCACCCUGGACACUGUCGAGCUGGCCAAAGACAAGCGGAAGACAGCUCUUUGGUUUGGACUUCGAGACGG